GAUAAUAAAAUAAAUAAAAUCCGAGAAAUUCAAACAAAAAUGGCGUUCGCAAGCUCUAGAGUGGUGCUGGUGCGAGCAUCAUGGGACACUCAGCAAAGAUUACCUUACAACCCCAACACUCCUCGCAAAAUCAAGAAAAAAACCAACUCCAACUCUCUCUCCUCGUCUUCAAUUUCAACCUCUCAAAAUAAUCAGAGCCCCCGUUUGCAGAUUGAUGUUGACGAGCUUCUCAAGUUCAACCCUAUAACCCCUAGCCAAGUUAACUCGGAGGAGCCGGCAUACCUGGGUUAUGAGAGAUGGUUGCCAAGCGCACCGAAGGUGGAGAAACCUCGGUCUACUCAUAAUGCGGCUUCCUUGGCAUAUAUUGGAGACUGUAUAUAUGAGUUGUAUGCUCGGAGGCAUUUUUUAACACCUACACUGAAUAUUGAGGUAUACAACGAUCGUGUGAUGGCAGUAGUACGGUGUGAAGCACAGGAUGCCCUGCUUCAGAAACUUAGAAAUGAGGACUUUUUGUCAGAAGAAGAAAGGGAUAUUCUACGGUGGGGAAAGAACAUUGCCUCAUCUAAAACACGAACUACAAAACGUGCUGGUGUAGCAGUUUAUAACAGAGCUUCAUCUUUGGAAACACUGAUCGGCUACCUUUACCUGACCGACCCAAUGCGUUUGGAGGAUAUGAUGUCAAAACUUGGAUUCGCAGUGGGUGUUUCCAGCCAAUCAAUUAUUGGGAGUGUAAAUGCGGAGUUGCACAACUUGAAGCAAAAGAAACCAAAAGAGAAGACACGUUUGCUAAGCCGGCCAACAAUAGUACCGAGCAGCCUUGAUGUAGAGAAAGCAUUGAAAGAAAACGAGGUUGACUUGAUAGCGUAGAGACAUCGACAAUAAUCAGCUAAAUUAUGACUUGAUUUAAUUGGUUAUCUUAACACAAACAAUUCUAAAAUUGGUUCGAAGAUGGCAGAGGAGUGUAUAGUUUGCUGGAUAUAGGUUAUGUAUUCGUUCUCGAUCGAACUCAAGUUAUAGGUCUUAGUUUCAGAUAUAAUCUGGAAUCAGGGUAUGUAUUUGUUUCCAAGGUAAAGAUAAAUGACAAUUUUAUGAUUUACUAUUAUAUAAUGAAAGAAAAUGUUAAGCUA
Molecule: messenger RNA, 1127 nt
Organism: Spinacia oleracea (spinach)
Lineage: Eukaryota; Viridiplantae; Streptophyta; Magnoliopsida; Caryophyllales; Amaranthaceae
Exons: 7
Coding region: 40-867 (275 amino acids)
Biological process (GO): RNA processing
Molecular function (GO): ribonuclease III activity
Source: RefSeq, a predicted model, not a curated record